CCCUAACUUCCGCCAUGCCACUGAUACGUAAGGUGGGCAAAGACACCAUUAUCUUUGCAUCUAAGGAGGACCACGCAGUGCCCAGUAAGAUCAGUUUACCCGAACCGGAGCCCAGUCCCGGACUGUUGUUGCCUAACGGCGAGAUCAAUUGGAACUGCCCGUGUCUGGGCGGCAUGGCGACCGGGCCGUGCGGCGUUGAGUUCCGCGAGGCCUUCUCUUGCUUCCACUACUCGACCGCGGAUCCGAAGGGCUCGGAUUGUCGCACGGCGUUCGAGACAAUGCAGAGUUGCAUGUCGCAGUACCCGGCGUUGUACGAGAACAAGGGCAUAUCCGCGGAUGACCUGGAGGACGAUGAGAUCGGGGAAGACGAGGAGGAGGAGAAGAAGCAGCAGCCGCCGACCGGCAGCGAGGGCAAUAGCAAGGCGAUGGUUGUUAGUCAGAGUGCGACAGAUUAAGGGUAGUCACCUUUCUCUUGUGUCUCUCUAUCUUAAUUAAUUUAAGUAAGUUAACUUUACCUGUUGCACUGUGUAUAGUUGAAAAUAAAUUUUUAGAAAGAAUAAUCUCCGAUUCAAGUCAAACUAAUAAAAUUGCGGGUGUAAAUGAUCUAUCGUGCGACAAAAAAGAAACUGCAGUACUAUA
Vollenhovia emeryi is the source of this 639-nucleotide messenger RNA. RefSeq names its product mitochondrial intermembrane space import and assembly protein 40-B. The transcript has a single exon. Gene Ontology annotation, molecular function: protein-disulfide reductase activity. Gene Ontology annotation, biological process: protein import into mitochondrial intermembrane space. Lineage: Eukaryota; Metazoa; Arthropoda; Insecta; Hymenoptera; Formicidae. The record is from RefSeq and is a predicted model, not a curated record. The coding region runs from base 15 to 455 and encodes 146 amino acids. Gene Ontology annotation, cellular component: mitochondrial intermembrane space.